AUGGUGGACCACUACUCGGGAUUUCCGUUUGUCACCAAGUUGAAUACCACCUCAACUCACUCAAUUGUGAACGCCUUAUUGCAAUGGUUCACUGAUGUGGGGUUGCCGGAAGUGAUUAAGUCGGACAAUGGACCCCAGUUUCGUGGCCCCUUCCUUAAAUUCUGCAAGAAAUUAGGGAUCAAACACGAAACGUCCUCUCCAUACCACCCUCAAUCAAACGGCCUGGCAGAGGCCGGAAUCGAAACCAUGAAGACCUUGCUGUCCAAGCUCUAUGGAUAUGUCAUCGAUCCAACGGUCCAGCUUUCCACCGAUCUGACAAUCCCAUCGGAUGCUGCGUGUUUUGAGGACUUAGACGUGUCGAGCCUGAAGAAAUUUGUUCCAGAACUCCAAGCUGAUUCGGACAUCUGUUUCUCGGAGUUUUUGGAGUAA
Molecule: messenger RNA, 429 nt
Organism: Tigriopus californicus
Lineage: Eukaryota; Metazoa; Arthropoda; Copepoda; Harpacticoida; Harpacticidae
Exons: 2
Coding region: 1-429 (142 amino acids)
Biological process (GO): DNA integration
Molecular function (GO): nucleic acid binding
Source: RefSeq, a predicted model, not a curated record